AUGAAAUUCCUUCCUGGUGUCCAUUUCUCGCCGAAGCUAGGGACAGAUGAUGGUCCAUCUAUUCCCUGGCCUACAGCCCCAAGAAGAACCUGGCCGCCUAUACUUGAGGACUAUUAUCAGCCAGGUACGCCCGUGAUAUCAACCGUAGUUGAGACUCAUAUCAACGUGAAGUAUAAUGUGACGAUGAAAAAUAUUCGCAAGGCCACAAAAGAGCACCAGGAUACUUUGCCUGGGGAACAAACGUGUACAAUUUGCCACCGGACUGGCCGCGCAUCAUCGCGACUGGCAACGAGUCCUGGACUCCUGCGGGUGGCGUCAAUCACAAACUCGUGCCAUUCCUGGAGCAGCAAAAAAGGCCAGCGGGUUGGUAUUAUGAUGUUCGAUUUCUUUAAUGAGCCAUCUGACUUGAUUGAUACGUUCCUGAGUCUGUGA
This is a messenger RNA of Penicillium argentinense, 432 nucleotides long. RefSeq lists its product as uncharacterized. NCBI's taxonomy places the organism in Eukaryota, Fungi, Ascomycota, Eurotiomycetes, Eurotiales, Aspergillaceae. Bases 1 to 432 code for a protein of 143 amino acids. The record is from RefSeq and is a predicted model, not a curated record. The transcript is spliced from 2 exons.